AUGCAGACAGCCGCGAGCCGUACUCUGAGCCGUUCGGGGCUCGGACCAAGGACCAAUGUGCUCGAGAGGCUAGGCCCACAGUCUAAUGUCCACGCCCGCUUGGGCCCACAAGGAGCUCGAGUUCGUGAGCAGUCGCGUGACGAGCGCAACGACCGACACCCACCAACCCGCUCGAGGGCCAACACGCGGCGGCAAGCUGUAGAAGAAUCCUCACAAGCUCAAUCUCCUAAUAUGCCCCACGGGCAGGGCACCCAAGGGGAUCGACCCUUGGGAACCGAGGAAGGAGUUAGCCCGUCACGCUCGAGACACCAAAGACGUCGACCUGAGCGCCCCUCCUUGCGGGCAGAAGAUGAUGAUCGACGCCCACCAACCUGCUCGAGGACCAACACGAGGCGACAAGAUGUAGAGGAAUCCUCACAAGCUCAAUCUCCUAACCUGCCCCACUGGCAGAACACCCAAGGGGAUCGACCUUUGGGAACCGAAGAAGAAGUUAGCCAGUCACGCUCGAGACGCCGAAGACGUCGGCCCGAGACUCCAGUCCUGCGAGCAGAGGACGUCGAGAAGCUAGUGAAUGACCGACUCCAAGCUCUCCAACUUAAAGGAAGCAUGGAAGAAGCCCUGCACAAGGAAAUUGAUCGAGUUGACUGCUCGCCCUUUACCGACAAAGUGGAACGAGCUCCUCCACCGAAGCGGUUCACAACACCAUCCAUCACUCCAUUCAAGGGAGACUCUGAUCCUGAGAGCCAUUUGAGGCACUUCAGGAGCACCAUGAUCCUGUAUAAGGCAGACGAUGCCCUGAUGUGCAAGGUGUUCGCGAUGACCCUGCGAGGAGCAGCUCAAGACUGGUUCCACACUCUACCGUCAGCAUCGAUAGGAAACUUCAAGGAGUUGGCACUCAUCUUCACAAGGGAGUAUACCUCCUACAAGACGGUCAGAAAGCAUGCAGACCAUCUAUUCAACCUGCGCAAGAAGCCAGAUGAGUCUUUACGAGACUACCUAAGACGGUUUAAGGCUGAAAAGGCUAACAUCAAAGGAUGCAAUGACCAAGUUGCAUCCUCAGCUUUCAAGAAGGGCUUGCCAACCGAGCACGAGUUAUACCGGGAGCUGGCCAUAACACCAAGUCAAACCUUGGCAGAAGUGUUCACGACGGCAGAACGCAACGCACUUUGGGACGAUGAUCGAAUCGCCGCAAAGAAAGCCAGCAAGCAAGUUGAUCACCCGACGAAGCAAGCAAGCCAAAAGAGCAACCAGUUCGAGCGAAGAGCCCGAGAUAACCGCAGAUCGCGGCCCCGAAAGGGAAGCUCAGAAGUAGGGACCUUCACUGAGUUCGCUAUCCCAAUUCAUCAGAUCCUGGCUCAAGUGAAGGACAAGCCGUGGGUGAGGAGACCGCCACCCAUGAAGGGAAACCCCUCCAAGAGGGACACCAGUAAAUACUGCGCAUUCCACGGGAAGCACGGACAUUACACCAACAACUGCAACGCUUGGAAAAGGCAUCUUGAGGAGCUGGUCAGAGAAGGUCAUUGCACAGAAUUCGUUGCAAAGAAGGCCAUCCAGCAGAUCGAGGAUCGUGAUGCGGCUGCCAAGGAGCCUCCCCAGAAGGUCAUUCGAAUCAACACCAUUCUAGCUGACUCCCGGGAGCCUGGGCUGACCACCAAGGAGCGCAAGAGGAAGAUCUCGCAGGCGACUUAUGUCUCCCAAGUCACAACAGGAGUACCAGUCAUUGUGGAUACACCCAUCAUUGGUUUCCAGAAGAAGGACUUGAUCGGGCUUGACCUACCGCAUCAUGACGCGCUAGUCAUAUGCAUUCAGAUUGAACAAGCUGUGAUCGAGCGAAUUCAUGUGGAUGAGGGCAGCGCAGCUAACAUCCUGCAACUAUCUGUCAUCCAACAGAUGGGAUUGGACCCAAGAUUAGCAAACUUGCCAGGUCGCUUACUGGCUUCAAUGGGGCCACAUCAAUCACAGUUGGAACGAUCGACCUUGACGUCCACUCACCCCCAGUGCUCUACUCGCAAACCUUCAUGGUCAUCAACGAGAUCUCUCCUACAAUGGAAUCUUGGGCCGACGGUGGAUCAGCAAGAUCGAGGCCAUCACAUCUGCUCUACACCAGAAGAUUCGCUACCCUAUCCCUGGAGGCGGAAUCGGGCAGAUCAAUAG
Messenger RNA from Prunus dulcis (almond), 2154 nucleotides. RefSeq lists its product as uncharacterized. Bases 1 to 2154 code for a protein of 717 amino acids. The transcript has a single exon. The record is from RefSeq and is a predicted model, not a curated record. Lineage: Eukaryota; Viridiplantae; Streptophyta; Magnoliopsida; Rosales; Rosaceae.